Molecule: messenger RNA, 2484 nt
Organism: Mesocricetus auratus (golden hamster)
Lineage: Eukaryota; Metazoa; Chordata; Mammalia; Rodentia; Cricetidae
Gene: Pcgf2
Product: polycomb group ring finger 2
Biological process (GO): negative regulation of transcription by RNA polymerase II
Cellular component (GO): PRC1 complex
Molecular function (GO): promoter-specific chromatin binding
Source: RefSeq, a predicted model, not a curated record
CACGCUCAAAGAGACAGCCACUUGGAGUUUGUUCUAUCCUCUGGAUGGUUGUAAUAAUAUUUGGGCUUUUUGCCAGGGACUAUGUUACCAUGGAAACAACUAAACAGUAGAGUAGCCAGCAGCCUCUUUGAAAUUGUAAAGGGGACCCAUGCAGGGAGGAUCAGCUAUGGCCACCUGUACGGGCAGAAUCUUUGCAGGCCAGGGUGGCUGCCUCACCGUCUCUGGCUGGGUGACGCUUCCCAAGUCUCAGUCCUGACCCCUGGCAUCAUGCAUCGGACCACACGGAUUAAAAUCACGGAACUGAACCCUCACCUCAUGUGUGCCCUCUGUGGGGGUUAUUUCAUUGACGCCGCCACCAUCGUGGAGUGCUUGCAUUCCUUCUGCAAAACCUGCAUCGUGCGCUACUUGGAGACCAACAAAUACUGCCCCAUGUGUGACGUCCAGGUCCAUAAAACCCGACCGCUACUGAGCAUCAGGUCAGACAAAACCCUCCAGGACAUUGUCUACAAGUUGGUGCCUGGGCUUUUUAAAGAUGAGAUGAAACGGCGGCGGGACUUCUAUGCAGCGUACCCGCUGACGGAGGUCCCCAACGGCUCCAAUGAGGACCGAGGCGAGGUCCUAGAGCAGGAGAAGGGAGCCCUGGGCGAUGAUGAGAUUGUCAGUCUUUCCAUUGAGUUCUACGAAGGAGUCAGGGACCGAGAGGAGAAGAAGAGCCUCAUGGAGAAUGGGGAUGGGGACAAGGAGAAGACAGGGGUGCGCUUCCUGCGAUGCCCAGCAGCCAUGACUGUCAUGCACCUUGCCAAGUUCCUCCGCAACAAAAUGGAUGUACCAAGCAAGUACAAGGUGGAGAUCCUCUAUGAAGAUGAACCCCUGAAGGAGUAUUACACCCUCAUGGACAUUGCCUACAUCUAUCCCUGGCGGAGGAACGGGCCUCUCCCCCUCAAGUACCGUGUUCAGCCAGCCUGCAAGCGGCUCACCUUGCCUACAGUGCCCACUCCCUCAGAGGGCACCAACACCAGCGGGGCAUCAGAGUGUGAGUCAGUCAGCGACAAGGCUCCCAGCCCCGCCACCCUUCCAGCCACCUCCUCCUCCUUGCCCAGCCCUGCGACCCCCUCCCAUGGCUCUCCUAGCUCCCACGGCCCCCCAGCCACCCACCCUACCUCCCCCACUCCUCCUUCAACUGCCAGUGGGACCAACUCCACUACCAACGGGGGCACUUCGAACUGCCUGCAAACGCCUUCCUCCACCAGCAGGGGGCGCAAGAUGACUGUUAACGGAGCUCCUUGCCCCCCCUUAACUUGAGGAAAGGAACCCUCUCCCUCAGCAGCCACCUCUCCCCUCCCUUCUACUUUUUCUGGGCCCCUUUUUCCACCUUUGACUUUCCCUGGUUCCUCCCAUCUUCACAGUGGGAGGUGGGUUUUAUAAAUAAAUAUCUAUCUAUAUAUAAAUAUAUAUAUGUACAUAGGAAAAACCAAAUAUACAUACUUAUUUUCUAUGGACCAACCAGAUUAAUUUAAAUGCCACAGGAAACAAACUGUAUGUGUGUGUAUGUGUUCGUGUGGGUGGGAGUGUUUGUGUCUAGGGGGUCUUCUGUAGUUUGCUCUGCUCUUCUGGGGCUUACCCGGUGGUCUUAAGGGGUCAUUAAAGCCCUCCCCUGUGUUCCUUCUGCUUCCCAGGGCAGAGAGCACAUUGGGUCUCCUAGCUGACUAGAUAUGGGGUAUCUCCGCUGUUCCCCACACACACCUGUAAGCCCCCCCAUUGUUGAAUGUCCAGAGAAUUGCUAAGACAGUGCCUUUUACAAGUGCAGUUUGUCCUCUGGCUGUGAGGGUCAAGUGGCCGUGGAGAAGGCUCCUCCUCCGCCUCCUUGGACGGUGGGAACCUUGUGCAAAGACUCGAUGGGUCUACGCUUUUUACCCUCCUCCCCUUACUGUCUCCCUUUUUUUUCCUGUGUGUGGCCUUUGCAUCAUUUACCUUUAUGGAAGAGAAGAUUCAGGCUGAGGAGACCCCAGCCCUCCAGAGUCUAUGUGGGGACUUUCCUCCUGCCCCUACCCUGACCCAGAAACCCACACUAGCAAGACUGGAGGUGACACUCACUGGGGGCCUAGAGUGGAGGGCUGAGGCGAGUGGCCCAGACAAGCACAGACUCCAGUUCUGCUAAAGGCCAACAGCUUUCAGUCCACUUCCCCACCCCUGACAGGCCAAGCAGGGACAGGACAGAGGCAUCUAGAAGCACAAGAAAAACAAAGUGGACCCCUGCUCUACCUAGUGGGCCACCUAUUGGGGCAGACCUUGCCUACCUGGUUUUCCUCAAGCUUACAUAGCUGGGGGAGGGGGAGGGGAGACCAGAGCAUUGACUCAGGUAUGUGAGGUUCUGAGCCCGAGGGUCUGUUUGCACCAUGUCCUGAGUCUGAGGUCCUGCGACUGUAUCCUCCUGUCCUGGGUCGUUUGUAUCUCUUGGUUUUGUAAUAAAUGCUUCGUACUCUC